Ustilaginoidea virens is the source of this 1767-nucleotide messenger RNA. RefSeq lists its product as uncharacterized. The record is from RefSeq and is a predicted model, not a curated record. NCBI's taxonomy places the organism in Eukaryota, Fungi, Ascomycota, Sordariomycetes, Hypocreales, Clavicipitaceae. Gene Ontology annotation, cellular component: cytoplasm. Gene Ontology annotation, molecular function: metal ion binding; glycerophospholipase activity. The coding region runs from base 1 to 1767 and encodes 588 amino acids. The transcript has 4 exons.
AUGAAACCAAUAUACUGGUCCCCUCUGAAUGACAUUGCUGUGGUGAUGAGGGCUACAUGGUUUUACAGGGAUACAAUGAUGCCAGUCGCCCCCGCCAUUGCGAAUCAACUAGAGGCUGGAUAUUUAGAGAUUCUAAGCAUUUCCACUCACAUGGGCACUCGGAAAUCGAGCCUAAAAUAUCUGCAGAUACAUUUUGCGCUGCGAGGUGUUUCCGAGGAGAAGCAGCUGCACAAGGACUUGAAUGAGUCUCAAGCUUUUCUUCUGAAACCAACGCUCAAACCUUCGGCCCAUUAUGGAAGACGACCAGCGCUGAAAAUCAUCAAAGGGUUCACAGUUGGGAUUCCGGUCGUCAGGGGUUUCGAUCGACAAGCCUGGGACACCGUUCAUGGAGGAAGCUCCAGCCCUGACGAGGGUGCAGCAAGCGCUAAGGCGGCAGUCGAACCCGACGAAGAAAGUCAGGGGAACCGCGAAGGUCGAGCCUGUGAGGCUUGUAGGGCAACAGAAGCAAAGGGCCAGGUCACUGAUCUGGUUCUUGUCGCACAUGGAAUCGGCCAGAAGACUGCAGAAAGGGUAGAGAGCUAUCACUUCACCCAUGCUAUCAAUAGUUUCCGACGUCUCGUCAACCGGGAGAUGGGUUCUUCGACAAUUCAACGCAUCUUGCGCAAGGGUCAAAAUGGUGUGAUGGUACUGCCGCUGAAUUGGAGAAUGGGGUUGUCUUUUGAUGAUACUGAGUCUCUUGUGAAUGUUGAGAGCCAAGAACACCGGCAAGACUCAUUUAAUUUGAAGGACAUCGAGCCAAACACAAUACCAGCAAUCCGAACCAUGAUCUCUGAGGUGAUGUUCGACAUACCUUUUUACAUGUCUCACCACAAGGGGAAAAUGAUCAACGCUUUAGUGCAGGAGGCGAAUAGAAUAUACCGGCUGUGGUGUCGAAAUAACCCAGGGUUCUCAGCAAGUGGAAGGGUCCAUCUGAUUGCACACUCGCUUGGGAGCGUCAUGGCGGUUGACGUGCUCUCCCGUCAGCCCACGUUGGUUCCGAAAUUGGAUCUUGGCCGCACCGAACCGCAAACCCAAUUUUUCGAGUUUGACACAACUAAUCUGUUUCUGCUAGGGAGUCCGGCUGGCUUCUUUCUACUUCUCGAGAGUGGGGUUUUGAUCCCGAGGCGCGGACGAUCCAAACCUGGCUCUGAUUCAAGAGAUGUGAAUGAUGAAAGUAUAGUGGGCAAUGCGGGCAGGUUCGGCUGUUUGGCUGUGGAUAACAUCUACAACAUUCUUGCCAAGGAAGACCCAAUCGCCUAUCUAUUGAACGGAACGGUAGACCCCGCGUACGCCACGACACUCAAACCUGCAUACAUUCCAACUACUUCUACGUCUCUUUUCAAGUCAUUGGGGGACGCAGUACGGAAAAUCGUACCCGGGCUGUCACCGUCACUCGACACCUUAAUGGUCGAUCCGGAGCGUCCCCUGACGGCGCGCCUUCCCUCACAGCUCGAGUUGGAAGUCCACGACUUUAGCCGCGAGGAGAUUGCGGAAAAGAAGUUAUACCUUCUCAACGACAACGGUCAGAUAGACUGGUUUCUCAAGUCUGGUAGCGGGCCCUUGGAAAUCCAGUAUCUUAACAUGAUCAGCGCCCAUACAAGCUAUUGGAUAAACCGAGACUUUGUCCGCAUGUUGUGCAUAGAAAUUGGGCGACAACCAGGCAGGAACCACUCAGUCCCGGCAAUGAGGGUUGUAAAAGCUGGCAAGCGAUUUUCCGUUGAGAAAUAG